AUGCUGAAGAGGAAAAAAGGAUUCCUACCAAUUAGCAAAAGCUAGUGCAGUCUGCACAUAUAGAUUAUGACAUAAGCAACAAUUUUAUUUAUGAUACGAUACGCAGUAGCCUACCUUUUGAUUUUUAAAUUCUUGCUUCUGGGCUCAUUAGGUUGUGUGUUCAUCACAAUAGGUAGUAUCAAGAUGAAAUGGAUGUUGUGUUUUCAAAAAUGUGUGACUUGUACAAGUCGUAGCAGCGUUGUGAAUUCUUUAUUUAUUUUACUGUUUAUAGCAACAUGCUUAGUUGAUUAUUUGACAUCUACGCCCGUAGUAGGCCUACAUCAAGUUUUGUUGAUUUUGUUUUCAAGAGCCAAGCAUGGAGGAUUUAAAAAAAAAACAAUGUCCAGCUGGACAGCCAAAUUUGUGUAUUCCAUUCGGAUCUUGCUGUAGCUACUUUGAGUUCUGCUACUCUGGAAUGUGCGAGUCCUGUUUCUACGACGACAACGAGACCGCCAUUUUGAAGUUUUGCAGAGAACGUGGACAACACAACGUCUCUUUAAUGCGGCAUAACUCUUGUCGUUUUGCAUGUCAAAGCAGAUUCACCGAGCAAGAGCUGAGGUUAACACAAACUAUAGAUGCAGGCCUGAUCGAUUUGGGAAAAGCUGACAAAGACAUACCUAAAGCUGGUAAUCUUAAUAAAGAGUCCUCAGAGAAAGAAGAUAUAACUACACAUAAAUUGUUGGUGGCUUUACUCGUUAUGACAGCUUUUAUAAUUCUUGCGAUACUAUGGAAAUGCAUACCUAAACAUGAAAAAAAAAGAUUAUGGUCAUUUUUGAGAACUUAUAGAAAGAAGGAACGAAAGGAUGCAAAUGAACCACUUCGUGCAGAUCCACCUGAUGAAAACUCCGAUGUUGUUGAACUAUCAAAUGUCGAUUCUCCUAGUAAAAUACGUGGAAAAUUAUCUGGCGCUGAAUCCUUAGAUGUCUCACCAUCGGAUGUUAACCCAUCUGAAGAUAAACCACACGAGCCAAUGAUAGUUUAUCCCGAUUUGCAUAAUACUAAACACAAUGUUAAACAUCAUGAUGGUAGACGACUUGAUGAUAAACAUAGUUUAGCUGAGCAAAGUGUUAUUAAAGAAACUGGUGUUAACCAUCCGUUUGACAAAAAAACUGUUUCUAAGCAAGAUGAUGCAGAACAACUUGCUGAUAACCAUCUGGGUUCUAAAGACAACUUAACUCCAGAAAAACAUUUAAAUUCUGAAAAGGAGGAAAAGACUCUCAGGAACAGAAGUAUCCUGCCGGAAGUACCCACCACAAACGAGUCUGUUGUCGACACAGCUGUGACGAAGGAAAAAAAAAGAAAUAUAUCAAAAAAUGAAGCUAGAAAAAUUAUGUCAAGUUUUAGUACGGACAAUGAAACCAAUACAUCUAUACGAGUUAAUAUUGGCGAGAAACCGUUAUUAACUAACGAAAUCACAGAGGAACAGGAAGAUGACAAGUCAGAGGAUGACGAGAAUGUUCCAUUUCUAGCCACCAAAGAAGCAGAGGAUGGAGACUCUAGCACUCAAGUGAUUGAUAAACAAAAGAUUUCGAGUCUCCAUGACAUCUCCAGGCAAAACGAUGAUAUUGAUGCUUCCAUAAUUAUUCGUAAGAAUGAAACAAAGAAACCGCUCUCUAAGACAGAUGAAACAAUUGAGCAUGAAGACAAAGACAUUGAGCACACAGCUGACUGCUGUACACAAAGAUUAGAUGCUGCCCGUGCCUGCAACUGUGUCAACAAAAGAACUUAAAUCUAAUAACAAAUUCCCCCCCCCCUCUCUUGAUUUAAGAAACACCAGAGCUCCAGAACAUAGCCGCGUAGCACUGGCUACUCAGGACAUAAAUAAAGUCGGGAUGAGGAAAAAAAAAGAACUUAAACGUCCUUAACGCUGAAUAGAUAUCAACAGUCGAGAAAAAGACAAUGUUAAUGAAAGCUUGUUGAUUUAGAACUUGAUCUAAAAUAUUAUACCUUUAUGUAAAGUGUAAUUAAAUUUCGCUAAACAGUUUGGUUAAUAUCAAGGUCUACUGCAUAUCACUUAUUGUUUAUUAAUUUCAUAUUAAAAAGUACGCCAUUAAAUUAUUUCACUCAUGUUUAAAUAAAAAAAAUCUUCAAGCUUUACUGAGAUUCAAAAUACCAACAGAUUAUGUAAAUAUAUAUAUAUAUAUAUAUAUAUAUAUAUAUAUAUAUAUAUAUAUAUAUAUAUAUAUAUAUAUAUAUAUAUAUAUAUAUAUAUAUAUAUAUAUAUAUAUAUAUAUAUAUAUAUAUGUGUGUGUGUAGUGGAGUGGAUACCUUUUCAGAAAACACCAGCCACCCCGUUAUCCACGUGACCCUUCCCCUUAGAUGGCACCUUAUGUCCGCGCAUAACAAGGCAGACCAACGUGGGCACUGUCCAUUCGAUCGGCAUCUCUUGUCGCUGUCGCUGUAGUGUCCGUACGCUACUGGACCUACGUCGUCUCCACUCCCUGUUUGUGCCUGGUUCUACACCAUGUGUUUAUGGAUGGCUGCAGGUCUUUAAUGUAUAAUAAACAGUUUGGAAUCGUCCUACGAGUUGCCUUCGUCAUGUCAUUUAGUUUGUUCUGUGCCAAACCCACCAUAUAUAUAUAUAUAGUGAUAAUUUAUUAAUAAUUUAAUUUUCAUCAAAAUGUACUGGAAUUUGGAAAAUGCGGAAAACGUUCAAACUAAUUACUUUUAAAAGAACGAAACAGGCGACCAGAAUUAAGUUUCUAGGAUGAGACUAAAUGUUAAAUACUAUUUGAAAAUGUUUUUUACUGAAAUAUUUUUUUGAUUCAGUUGCUAGUUUCAUGCUUUCGUCUAAAUGUGGCUCUACUUUCUAAGUAAAUACUAAAAAAAGAAAAAAAAAGAGCUUGUCUUUUAUUAGUUUUUCCAAUCUAAGAAUGAAUAGUGUACCAGGUAGUACGCGUCAAGAUUGCUAGAGAAGUACCGUGUAAACAAAAAGUUGUACGCAUCAAAGAAUCGAGUCAAUGAUACCUUGGUACACUACUAUAGAUCUAGAUCUGUGAAUAAAUAAACAUUAAAAAAAAAAAAAAAAAAAAAAAA
This is a messenger RNA of Biomphalaria glabrata, 3075 nucleotides long. RefSeq lists its product as uncharacterized. Bases 356 to 1768 code for a protein of 470 amino acids. NCBI's taxonomy places the organism in Eukaryota, Metazoa, Mollusca, Gastropoda, Planorbidae. The transcript is spliced from 7 exons. The record is from RefSeq and is a predicted model, not a curated record.